Hyalella azteca is the source of this 973-nucleotide messenger RNA. RefSeq names its product probable cytosolic iron-sulfur protein assembly protein CIAO1 homolog (gene Ciao1). Gene Ontology annotation, molecular function: protein binding. Gene Ontology annotation, biological process: iron-sulfur cluster assembly. Lineage: Eukaryota; Metazoa; Arthropoda; Malacostraca; Amphipoda; Hyalellidae. The record is from RefSeq and is a predicted model, not a curated record. Gene Ontology annotation, cellular component: cytosolic [4Fe-4S] assembly targeting complex.
GCUCGUGCGCGGCAGCGCAAUGUAGAAUUGAUGGCCAGGAUUAUCCUGGCCAUCAAUCAAUUAUCCAGGAUAUCAUCCUGAGUGUGGCAUAGCAGCAGUGAGCAGUCACAGUGAGACGUGAGAAUCUGCAUCAAAAAUGGCCAAAUUGCUGGCAACAUUGGAGGGGCACAAAGAUCGAGUUUGGUGUGUGUCUUGGAACCCUCAGGGCAACAUUCUUGCUUCUUGUAGCUCUGACAGAUCCAUCAGAUUAUAUUCUAAGGAGAAUGAUACAUGGGUGUGUAAGAUUACAUUAUCUGAGGCUCAUUCAAGAACAGUGAGGUGCAUUGCUUGGUCUCCAACUGGUAAAUCUUUUGCUUCAUCCAGUUUUGAUUCCACUGUAAAUAUAUGGGAUGGACAAGAUGGUGAGUUUGAGACUGUAGCAACACUGGAAGGACAUGAGAAUGAAGUGAAGUGUGUGGCUUGGUCAGCUUCUGGAUCACUUUUGGCCACAUGCUCCCGAGAUAAGUCAGUUUGGGUGUGGGAAGUUGAGGGUGAUGAUGAGUUUGAAUGCAUUUCUGUCCUUCCUGCGCAUUCUCAAGAUGUUAAACGAGUUGUGUUCCACCCUGAGUCCAACAUACUGGCUUCUUGCUCCUAUGAUAACUCAAUGAAAAUAUACAGAGAAGAUGGUGAUGAUUGGAUUGUGAGCUGCACCUUGACUGGUCACAGUUCGACUGUGUGGUGCGCUGCGUUCAAUGCUUCAGGGGACCGCCUCAUCUCUGGGAGCGGCGACAAAACGCUGAGGUUGUGGCAACGCUAUGAACCUGGUAACGCUGAAGGUGUUGUCACUGAGAACGGCGAGGCGACCUGGAAAUGCGUGUGUGUGCUGUCCGGCGCCCACGACGGGGCUGUGUACGACGUGGCCUGGUGCCCGCUCACUGGCGCCAUUGCCAGCGCCUGCGCUGACGACUGCAUCAGAAUAUUUACGGUUGUGGAG